UACAAAUAAGCUAAUGAUUGAACCCAAACCCCUUAGCUAAGAAGUGCAUAGAUCUAAUGCCGAUUACAGCUUCUCCAUCUCGGCCACUGCACCCCCGCCGUUCCCUUGUCUGCUACGUUAUCCUCGUCAUACUAACCCUAAUCUUCAUCGUUGCUGUAGGUUUUCUUAUUACAUGGCUCGUAACCAAACCCAAAAAGCUUCAUUACAGUCUCGAAAACGCGUCGGUCCAAAAUUUUAAACUCACAGACGACAAUCACAUGUCCGCUACAUUCAAAUUCACCAUCCAAUCUCGGAACCCUAACCACAGAAUAUCGGUCUACUACAAUUCCGUCGAGAUAUUCGUGAAAUUCAAGGACCAGACGCUUGCGUUCGACACGAUGGAGCCGUUUCACCAACCGCGGAUGAACGUAACGCAAAUUGAUGACACUUUGGUUGCGCAAAACGUCGCCGUUUCUAGAUCCAGUAGUUAUGAUUUAAGGGCUCAACAUUCCUUGGGAAAGAUCGAGCUUGAAGUGUAUGUUAAGGCGAAGGUUAGGUUUAAAGUCGGGGUAUGGAAAUCAUCACAUCGAACGGCUCAUAUUAAGUGUUCUCAUGCUAUGGUCUCUUUGCCGGAUUCAAACAAAUCUCAAAACAGUUCAUGUACUGCAGAUAUUUGAUUAGCAAGCUUGCAUUGUUUCAUUAAUAAUCUUCUUGUAACAGUUGAUAUUCAUUACUUUCCACUGUGUUA
Molecule: messenger RNA, 727 nt
Organism: Raphanus sativus (radish)
Lineage: Eukaryota; Viridiplantae; Streptophyta; Magnoliopsida; Brassicales; Brassicaceae
Exons: 1
Coding region: 57-656 (199 amino acids)
Cellular component (GO): plasma membrane
Source: RefSeq, a predicted model, not a curated record